Alosa alosa (allis shad) is the source of this 3072-nucleotide messenger RNA. RefSeq names its product poly(A)-specific ribonuclease (deadenylation nuclease) (gene parn). Lineage: Eukaryota; Metazoa; Chordata; Actinopteri; Clupeiformes; Clupeidae. The coding region runs from base 90 to 2150 and encodes 686 amino acids. Gene Ontology annotation, biological process: nuclear-transcribed mRNA poly(A) tail shortening. Gene Ontology annotation, molecular function: metal ion binding; poly(A)-specific ribonuclease activity; RNA binding. The record is from RefSeq and is a predicted model, not a curated record. Gene Ontology annotation, cellular component: cytoplasm; nucleus. The transcript is spliced from 26 exons.
UUCUGGCUUCCGGAAGUGGUCGGUAAAGAAAAGGUUAAAGAGCACUAGGGAUACCUCAGCUAUUGACAAUUGUUUGUGAUUCUGCAGGGAUGGAGGUGACAAGGAAAAAUUUUAAAGACAGCUUACGCACUGUAUACAGUGCAAUCGACGAAGCCGACUUUCUUGCCAUAGACGGGGAAUUUUCAGGAAUAAGUGAUGGACCAUCGGUCAGUGCACUUACUAACGGUUUGGACACGCCAGAGGAGCGUUACGAAAAGCUAAAAAAGCAUUCCAUGGACUUUCUCCUCUUCCAGUUCGGUGUUUGCACUUUCAGAUAUGAUCAUUCGGAAUCAAAGUAUCUUACAAAGUCUUUUAAUUUUUAUAUAUUUCCAAAGCCAUUUAGUAGGAAUUCACCAGAUAAAAAGUUUAUUUGCCAGAGUUCCAGCAUAGACUUUCUGGCUAGUCAGGGAUUUGAUUUCAACAAAGUUUUUCGUAAUGGGAUCCCCUACUUGAAUCAGGAAGAGGAGGUUCAGCUGCGUGAACAGUACGAGGAGAGGAGAAAUCAGUCGAACGGGUCCGGCAACAACUCUUUCAUCUCGCCCACUUCCAAGGGACCGGCCAACGUUCCAGAUGAGCACAAGGACUUCAUCAACCGGGUUAUAGCGAAAGUAGAGGCCCUUAUGAACAACUCUGAGAAGACGGUUGACUUGGAUCCAUGUACUGGCUUCCAGAGAAAACUGAUCUACCAGACCCUGAAUUGGAAGUACCCCAAAGGCCUCCAUGUAGAAACAGUGGAAACUGAAAAGAAAGAGCGUUUUAUUCAGAUCAGCAAGGUGGACGACGAGGAGCGGAGACGGCGAGAGCAGCAAAAGCAGGAGAAGGAGCAGGAGGAAUUGAAUGAUGCUGUUGGCUUCUCCAGGGUCGUACACGCUAUCUCCAAAUCUGGAAAGUUGGUGGUUGGCCACAACAUGCUUCUGGAUGUCAUGCACACAAUCCAUCAAUUUUACUGUCCUCUACCUGAAGACCUUAAUGAUUUCAAAGAAGUGACUAUGUGUGUCUUCCCAAGGCUUUUGGACACAAAGCUUAUGGCAUCCACUCAGCCAUUCAAGGAGCUGAUCAUGAACACCUCGUUGGCAGAGCUGGAGAAACGGCUCAAGGAGAGUCCAUUCAAGCCUCCGAAAGUUGAAUGUUCUGAAGGGUUCCAAAGCUAUGACACGGCGACAGAGCAGCUACAUGAAGCCGGUUACGACGCCUAUAUCACAGGCCUCUGUUUCAUAUCCAUGGCUAACUACCUGGGCUCUUUCCUCCCUUCACCCAAAUCUCACAUUUCAGCCAAAUCCAAACUCAUCGAACCAUUUUUCAACAAGCUUUUCCUCAUGCGAAUCAUAGACAUCCCCUACCUCAACCUUAGUGGACCAGACUUGCAACCCAAGCGGGAUCACGUUCUCUACGUUACUUUCCCCAAAGAGUGGAAAACCAGCGACUUGUACCAGCUCUUCAGUGCCUUCGGAAAUAUUGUGGUGUCAUGGAUCGAUGACACGUCGGCAUUCGUCUCUUUGAGUCAGACAGACCAAGUGCAGAUUGCCAUGAACACUAGUGAGUUUGCGGAGAGUUACCGUAUUCAGACGUACGCGGAGUACAUACGGGCCAAGCAGCGUGACAAGCACCCAGGACGCCGGCGCAUGGACGACGGCUGGAGCGACACACCGUACUGUACCGCGGCUGCCAUGACAACUGCGGCCUACAGCUACACCCAUAACAGAUCUGCAACGGGGAAGCGCAGCAUCAGCCCCAUCCAGGAGGAGCUGAACUCUGAGGGGGCCGAGGCCAGCAGCGGCAGCAGUGGAGCCAGCGGCUGGACCCACUACAGCAACGUGGACAAGGGCUUCAAGAAGAUCAAGAUGGACGGGGGAGGAACUUUUGAUGGUGGGAGUGGACAAACUUAUGCUGAUGUUGUGGAGUCCAAGACUACAGACAGCUGGUUUAAACAGCCGGCUGUUCACAGACCCAGCAUGAGCCCAAUACAGGAAGAGGUGGGACCUGAGGUGGCCGACACAGAUGAGUGGCCGCAGCCGUCAGCCAAUCAGGGUAAGAAGAGUGGUAAACACAAGAAGAGGAAAUCUGAGGAAUCCACAUCAUCUGGUCUUUUCGAUGUUCCACACGUCUGGUAGCAGGAAGAGUUUCUUCUUGCAUCCUCACUUAAUUCAACAAGCAUAGAGAAAUAAAUAUACCUAAAUGUAACAAGCCAUAAAACCUCUUUUGGCACAGCAACUACAUGGGAGAGAAUUUUGUUGUUUGUCGCUGGAUUGUUAAUCACAAAUUCAUGUUUGUUCCUCGCACCUGUCCUGCCACCGUUUAUUCCAGUAGCCUCAUGCUCUCAAAGCGAAUGAGCUUGAAGAUAUGCGUCAAUUUUUUUUUUUUUUUUUUCCCCCCUCACAUAAUCUCAAUUUUUACCAUUCUCCAUUUCUAACAGUACAUACCUAUGUGAUCAGCAUUGUUUAAAAAGGUGCUUAAAGGUUGUGUUUUUGUUCAUCACUGGGUAACCUUUGAAAUGUUCAAAAGAACCCCAGAACCUUUGAAGUGACUGCUUUUGAGAAUAUGUGAUGGAAGCCUAUGAGGAUCUCUGCAGCACACUAAGUAUAUCCUUGUGUCCUUGCCCUCACAUGCUUGUGCGUCCUUCGUACCAAAGGAAAUUGGAUAUACUUUUGUGGUCUGGGUAGAGACCUCUAGUGGAAAGACAAGGGAGGUGCAACAUCAUCCAAUCCUGUCUUUCAAAUUUUUUAAAGAAAUUUUUGUUUCGUGAUUCAGGACUUAAGCCAGUGAGUUGCGUUGCAUUGUUUAUCAGAUGCGUGUUCAUUUGGUGUAUAACAAUCACAAUUUGUGUGAGACGUGCAAGACCAAGUUUAAAAAAAAAAAAGAAAGGCACUUCAAUUGUCACACAGCUUUUUGGUUUCAGUUUUAACUGUGGAUGUACUCUUUAUCUUGUCUUUUUGGGAGUGUGUGUGUGUGUGUGUGUGUGUGUGUGUGUGUGUGUGCGCGCGCGUGUGUGUGUGCGCGCGCGAAUGCAUGUUUCAACGGUGGAACUUAAUUGAU